Triplophysa dalaica is the source of this 2361-nucleotide messenger RNA. RefSeq lists its product as uncharacterized. The coding region runs from base 1459 to 2361 and encodes 300 amino acids. NCBI's taxonomy places the organism in Eukaryota, Metazoa, Chordata, Actinopteri, Cypriniformes, Nemacheilidae. The record is from RefSeq and is a predicted model, not a curated record. The transcript is spliced from 6 exons.
UAUCGCCUUGACCUUAACUGGAGCAAUGGCAUCGAUAGCAUUUUUUACUUUUGCAUUAAAGCUAUCGAGGAGAACAUCCAUAGAGUCUGUAGAUAUACUCGGUGACAGAGACAUAGCAUUCAUAAAUAGCUCACUGGUGUUCUCAUUUAUGAAUCUCUUUUUUAUUGAGACGGGUCUAUUUUAAGUGGCAGGACUGAUUGAUAUAUCAAAGAAAAUACAGAAAUGAUCAUACAGUGCCACAUCUCUAAUAAUAGUGAAUGAAAUGUUCAGACCUUUGCUAAUGAGCAGAUCUAGAGUGUGUCCACGAUUGUGGACAUCAGACAGAACUGCCCGAAUGGGGGAGCUACAAGGUCGCACUAGGUCCGGUUAGAGCUAUAUGUGUAUAACUCAGAAGGUACCCGACCUGAGGGGCAGGGCUGCUCUGCCCAGCCCGCCUUCAAGGGGUACUUGCUUAGUAGUGGAUGCAAUGCCUGUUCUUUACCUCGUGGGGCAGCCAUCAUGUCCGUCCCCCCUUCUCUAUGGGUAUUGCGCCAAUGAGAACAGCAAGACACUUCUGGAAUUGCCGUGACUCACAGGGGAAGUCGGUGCAGGAAAAGACAGUCCGGUGCAUAACGUUGAAAGAAUUCAACAGUAAUUCAGCGUAGAGUUUGAAGUCUCGAAGUCGAUCAUGUGUGAAGGCGAUGAAGAACAAAGGUGAAUGAAUGCCUUUUAUACCCAGAUAUCCGCGGGAGAAGUCCAGCAUGCAAAUUUCAUUCAUCAAUUUCAUUGGUCUUUAUCUAAGAUAAGUCGGAGUUGAUAGGUUCUCAAGGGCGAACCCCAUCUGUCGGUUUCGACACAACGUCGAGAGACCCACAGAAAUGGAACCAUUUGUAUCGAAACGAGUGUUCAAAUAAAACUGAACCAACGAUUUUGGUUUACACAGGAUUGAUUGUCCAACAAAAGCCAGCUGACGCACAGAUGUGGCAGUUUGUGGUAGCUUUGAAAGACUCUUGAAAAAAAUAAUUUACAAGUAUUAUCCAUAAUGUACUUACAUAAGUCAUAUAAGUAUUUCUGUAUACACCAUGAACCGUAUCUUAAUUCAAACAGCAAAACGGGCAAGAAAUGAAUGAACGCAACCAUACUGCUGAUGAACUUUUCUUCGAGUACUAACACAGGCGAGGUCCUUAUUAUCCUUUGAAGUUUUGCCUUCGCACCUCAUUUGAUUUGUAAAUAAGACUAAAAAUGACAGUUGACUGUGUUCUGAGGAAAGUUUUUCUGGGGAUCAAAUGACAUGGGAGGUGUCUUGAGGGCGUAGAGCAACAGUCAAAUGUCCAGAGUGAUGUGUUUAUAUAUUGUUGGAAGAGGGAAGAAGAGAAGAGGACUCAUCUGUAACCCCAAAGGUGCGUUCUGGUCAUAACCCGUAAGAAACUCAAUUCUCUUCUAUUCUCUAUUCUCAUAUUCAUUUUCUUCAGUAGAGACAUGGACAGACUUAUUGAUCUGAUUGUACUUUCUGGUCUUGUUUGUAUUCCAGGUAGUUUGUCAGUGAACUUAGCAUUUAAAGGAACGGCUACACAGUCAUCCACAUAUUCCACCUGGGAAGCUCAACGUGCCAUAGAUGGUAAACGAUAUGAAUCUGUAUACUGUUCGAGUACAGGAUCUCAAAGUAACUCAUGGUGGAGGUUGGAUCUCUUGAAUAUUUAUAAUAUUGGUAGAGUGAUCAUCACUGCUCACGGCAGCUAUUUGCAUGAAGUCAGCGGAGCAGAGAUUCGUAUUGGAGACUCGCUGGAAAACAAUGGAAACAACAAUUCCAAAUGUGCUGUAAUUUCUGACCCUCUACCUGGUAACACCAUCAGCUACUCAUGUUAUGGAAUGAAGGGACGUUAUGUGAAUGUGAUCAUGUCUGGACGUACAUCUCGUCUUACUCUGUGUGAGGUGGAGGUUUAUGAAACAGAGAAUUUAGCAUUUAAAGGAACAAUUAUGCAGUCAUCCACUCUUCUCUACUGGCUUCCUGAAAGGGCCAAAGAUGGUGUCAGAUAUGGCUCAAUUCCAUCCACAUACUGCUUUGCUACGGAACAUCAAAGUAACCCAUGGUGGAGGCUGGAUCUUAUGGAUAUUUAUGAGAUUAGUACAGUGGUCAUCACUGCUCGACCAGACUGCUGUGAGGAUCAAACAAAUGGAGCAGAGAUUCGUAUCGGAAACUCACUGGAGAACAAUGGAAACAACAAUCCAAGAUGUGCUGUGACUUCUGGUCUUCUAGUUGGUCACACCAUCACUUACUCAUGUGGUAAAAUGAAGGGGCGUUAUGUGAAUGUGGUCAUGUCUGGACGUACAAUUCAUCUCGUUCUGUGUGAGGUGGAGGUCUUCGGAAAGCGUAAUUUCUAA